Molecule: messenger RNA, 1484 nt
Organism: Pelagomonas calceolata
Lineage: Eukaryota; Pelagophyceae; Pelagomonadales; Pelagomonadaceae
Source: the annotation of a GenBank genome assembly
CGCCGCCACCCUAGGACCAUGCGCUUCACCGCCGACCUCGCCGUCCACGCGGCGCAAAGGAUGAACCCCCUCGGGGAGCGGGAAGUGAUCCUAAGGGGCUACAAAAUUGCCGCGAUCGAGAACACCGGCACGCUGAAGGACCAGUUCGAUGUUAUAGAUUUGAGCGACAACGAAAUCACGAGGGUGGGCAACUUCGCGCCGGCCCGACGGCUGACUACUCUGUUACUGCAUAAUAAUCGCGUCGCGACAAUUGACGAUAACUUGGGCGACCAAUUACCUUCGCUAGAAACGCUCAUGUUGUGCCACAACCGCCUCGAAAGUCUCACGCAGCUGGCGGGGUUGAGGUCGUGCGCGAAGCUCCAGCAUUUGGCUUGCGUGGGCAACCCGAUAAAACGCCUCGAGCACUACCGCUCGUUCCUCAUCGCGACGGUGCCCUCCCUGAAAACCCUGGACUUCAAGAAGAUCAAAGCGGCAGAACGGGAGAAGGCCUCAGAACUGUUCCCGGAAGACGGUCCUUCAAAUGCGGACUUAACAUUAGUCUCGGCGACGGCGGACGCGGCACACCCGCCGCCGCCGCCGCCGCGGUCCGGCGCACCGCCCGCGGCCCUCGCGAACCUCACGGCCGAACAAAAAGCGGCGAUCCGGCGCGCGGUGGCCAAUGCCACCACUCCAGCGGAAGUCGACGCGCUCGAGCGGCAGCUCAGGGCCGGCGUCAUCCCGGGCCUGGCGCCGCCGGGGCCGCCGCCGGGGCCGCCGCCCGGCGCGCCGCCGUCGGUGCCCUCGGUGCCGCCGCCGCCGCCCCCGUCGAUGCCGCCACCACCACCACCGCGCGCGGCGGCACCGCCGCCGCCGCCGCCGGCCGCGCCGGCCGCGCCGCCGCCGCCGCCGCCCGCGCCGCCCGCGGCCGCGCCCGCGCCGCCCGCGCCGCGGGCCUCGACGGGCGGCUUCUCGGAGCUCGGCGACGAGGCCGGCGCGCCCGCGCCGGCGCCGGCCGCGAUGGAGGUCGACGGGCCGUCGGCCGAGGACGUCGGGAAGAUGAAGGCGCGCGUCCGGCGCCCCUUGUCGUCGCUCGACCGCGCCCCUUCAAACUGGACGCGCUCGAAAACGCUUUCGAAAGAAGGCGCGGAGAUCUUUCGUAAACCACCCAGGUCACGGAGCUCCGCGCGGCGCUCGAGGCGCGGGGCCUGCCCACGGACGGGCUCAAGAAGGUCCUGAAGGAGCGGCUCCUCGGCGCGCUCGCCGGCGGCGAUGACGGCGAUGACGGCGCGGCGCCCGCCGCGCCGGAGCCCGAGCCCGCGCCCGCGCCGGCGGCGGCGAUGGACGUCGAGCCCGACGCGGCGCGGCCGGCGGCCGACGCGCUGACGGCGGCCGAGGUCGAGAAGAUGAAGGUCUACGACCUUAAGCUCGCGCUCGAGGCGCGGGGCCUGUCGACGGAGGGCCUGAAGAAGGUCCUCAAGGCGCGGCUGCUCGCGGCGCUCGGCUAG